Molecule: messenger RNA, 3779 nt
Organism: Rhineura floridana
Lineage: Eukaryota; Metazoa; Chordata; Lepidosauria; Squamata; Rhineuridae
Product: disintegrin and metalloproteinase domain-containing protein 20-like
Exons: 1
Coding region: 723-2834 (703 amino acids)
Biological process (GO): proteolysis; male gonad development
Cellular component (GO): sperm head plasma membrane; external side of plasma membrane; plasma membrane
Molecular function (GO): metalloendopeptidase activity
Source: RefSeq, a predicted model, not a curated record
CCCCGUUGACCGCCACUGGCGUCACCGCCCUCUGUGUCCGUGUAUGUGUGUUUGGCAGCUUUACCCUCCCUCCUCUCCACCCGUUAUCGCUGCCUGAGAAGGGACAGAAGCGAAUCGGAGGGAGCUUUUUCCCGGCUCGCACAGAAACGCAGGGCUGGGAAAAGCUGCCAAGGUAGUAGUAUCCUCAGUGGGGCAAAGAGAGACCCGAGGGCAAGGAACAAGGCUGGCGGAGGAUGAGACAGCCAAGCACGCGCGGCACUUUGUUUUUAAUUGGAGAGCUGCACUGCGUAAAAUAAGGCAACAAUACCCUGGUGGUAGACGAAGAAAGAGAGGGGGGUAAGCAACCCUACUUUGUUCUCGUGUCAAAGGGCGUUUAGUUUUGUUUCUCCCCGCCCUUUCUUGACCUUAGUCCCCCGGCAGCGACCCAGUUCCGUGCACUCUCCCCUCCCCGCCGCCUCUCCCUCCGCUCUCUCCGGCCUUUCUCUCCCCCCUCCCCUCUCGCUGCUCAGUUCUAUGGGAGAAAAGCCGGUUGCUGUAGCGCCGGGCAGAGGGAACCAUCGAUGGCUGCUUUCCUUCCAGCACGGCAGUGGUGGUGGUGGCGGCGGCGGCGGCGGAGCCUUGUUUUUCCUACCCGCCGCCUCCCGCCUGGCUGGUCACGCCGCUGUCGCCCUCCGACGUGAGGCGAGGUCCCCCCUCCAGUCCCUUAGAUCCUGAGGGAAGAAAUGGGGUGGGACAGCGCCGGCGGAGGACUCCUCUGGCUGGGACUCACCUUCGGAGUAUUCUUGAGCCAGGCCUUUUGUCAGGCGCCGCCUCAGGGCUUUCGAUACGUCUCCUAUGAGGUGAUCAUCCCAAGGAGGAUGGCGCCCCGGCGCGGGCGGGAACCCCAAGACCUCACUUACCUCCUAGAAGUUGAAGGGAAGGGCCACGUGGUGCAUCUCAGGCAGAAGAGGGGCUUUGUUCCUAAGCAAUUUCCUGUUUUCACCUAUAGUAAGGAGAGGGAUCUCCAAGUGGACUAUCCUUUUAUCAGGGAUGACUGUUUCUACCAUGGGUUUGUACAAGGCAAGCCCUCCUCUUUGGUCGCCGUCAGCACAUGCUCCGGAGGAUUUAGGGGCCUCCUGCAGGUGGAAAGGAAGACAUACGAAAUUGAACCUAUCCAGGCAUCAGCUAACUUUCAACAUGUAGCCUAUCGGCUGGAAGAAGAGCAGGAUGCUGUCCAUAUGAGGUGUGGACUCACCAAGGAAGAUCAAAAUGGUCAGGAGGCCAUGAUCCAGGUCCCAGCAGCCAAAAGUGGUCCAGGAGCACUCGGGCAGACACGUACCAGAUACGCAAAGGUUGCAGUUGUGGUAGAACAUGAACUAUAUGUCCAUUCUGGCAAAAAUGAAACUCUUGCUGCUAGACGAGUAUUGGAUGCUGUCCAUAUUGCAGAUUCACUCUAUAAGCCUCUUGGCAUUCAUGUAGUUGUGGUUGGACUGGAAAUAUGGUCACAAGAGAACCUGAUAGUAAUUGCUAAAAGUAUAGAUGAACUACUUGACAUUUUCAAUACUUGGAGAAAAAUGACCUUCAUCCAGCGUCUAAGGCAUGAUGUUGGCCACUUAUUUGUAUAUAAGCAUUUUGGAGUUAAACUUGGAUUAUCAUUUGUAGGAACAGUGUGUGAUCCCAUUUGGGCCUCUGCUGUUGAUGUAUUUAUUACUUCUAGUUUGUUCUCAUUCACUAUAACUUUUGCUCACCAGUUGGGCCAUAACCUUGGCAUGCAGCAUGAUGAGAAAUAUUGCACUUGUAAUCAGCAUUCUUGCAUUAUGGCUCCAUUACAGAGCAGUACAAGUAAGUUUAGCAAUUGCAGUUACGAAAGUUAUUCUAUCCUAAUGAAGAGCGGUAGGAAACAAUGUCUGUUAAUUCCACCAGAACACGAGAAACUGUAUGAGCUCAAAAACUGUGGCAACAAAGUGGUAGAGAGUGGAGAACAAUGUGACUGCGGUUCAAAAUUUCAUUGUGAAUCUGAUGCAUGUUGCCAUUCUAAUUGUAUGUUGCGAUCAGGAGCCACUUGUGCUUUUGGAACAUGCUGUGCAAACUGUCAGUUUCUUCCAGCUGGAACAGUUUGCAGAGAAAGGACUAAUAUCUGCGAUCUUCCUGAAUACUGUACUGGAAUUUCAGAAUGGUGUCCUGAAGAUGUUUACGUACAAGAUGGAGCUCCAUGCUAUGAUGGUGCCUACUGCUAUCAUGGGAAGUGCUCUACUCAUACUGAACAGUGCAAAAUUAUCUUUGGCAAGCAAGCAGUAGUUGCCCCACUAGGUUGCUUCAGAGAAAUAAAUAAGCGAGGUGACCGCUUUGGCAAUUGUGGCAUUAUUCCUGGUAAUGUGUAUAAGAAAUGUGAAAACAGUAAUGUCUUGUGUGGUAGAGUCCAGUGCAUAAACAUCGAUGAAGUGCCUAAUCUGAAUGACCAUAGCGCCAUAAUACAAACUUCUGUUAGCAACAACUUGUGCUGGGGUACAAACCACCAGAGCGGAAUGGGUAGAGCUGAUAUUGGAGCAGUGAAAGAUGGCACACAGUGUGGCAAUGACAUGAUAUGUAUUAAUAGGGAUUGUAUCAAGGUGUCCCUUCUGAACUAUGACUGUAAUCAGACAAAGUGCCACAACAGAGGAAUGUGUAACUCUCAUAAAAAUUGUCAUUGUAACUAUGGUUGGGCCCCUCCAUUUUGUCUAAAUGAAGGCUAUGGUGGCAGCAUUGACAGUGGACCCCCUCCACCCAAGAGUAGCAAUUUAGGAAUGACUACGAGCAUUGUAAUAGUUAUUUCUCCUGCUGCUGCUGUUAUUGGAGCUGGGGUUGGCAUCAUAUAAGGAUCUUCACUGACGGAAGUGUUGAAAUUACCAUAUUUUACUCACUGAAGUGUCAGAUGGCAAACUCCAAUAAGUUCUCACAUUAGGACAAGUCCUAAAGUGUCUAACCUGAUAUUGCAAACACUUAGGAAAUGAUGAGCUUAUAAAGGAUUUCAUUCAGUGCACUAUACUGCAAGUAAUGCAUUUCAUUCCUUGUAAAAUAAGUGACUUCUAAGAAUAAUAAUUUAAAAAUCUGACUUAAAGUUCAUUUUCUAGGCUCAUCAGCUUAUGAAAAUACUUGGGACAUCCAGAUGGUAAUGUCUGAGGAUGAUGUCCCGCAGGGCCUAUCGUAACAUAAUUACUGUGGAGUAUCAUAUAAACAGAGCACUCCAUAGUGGAUUGGGGCUGCCCAAGGCUUAUUUCAAUAAGGCCUGUCUGACCAAUAUUUGCAGGUCAUGUGGAGGUAAUAAAAAUUGUAUGUUAGGGAAACCACUGGUUAAAAAUGUAGAAAUAAAUUCAAACCUGAUUAUUCCAAUUGGCACCUGUGUCUUUUUUAAAAAAAUGUACCUCUGCUCUGAAUGGAGGAGUUGAAGUUUCUUGUUGAAGGUGAAGUAUAUCAGUAGUUGACAAAUGGAGCUGUCUUCAACAUAAAAUUUUGGGUCCACAGGAAAGUUCACUGGUGCAUGCAUUUAAUAACAUUCCCUUGGAACUGGACAUUUACAGAGUUUGCUCAAAGAACUAAACUGGAUUCCUGGACAGAAGUGGUUCACAGUUGCAUCUUCAAGCAAAUUAUGUACAUGACCCAUUCUGAUAAAAUAUUUUCAUAUGUGCAAACCCACAAGAAUCUUUCUGAACAUCAUUUUGUGGAGGCAAAAUUUUCACUGAAACUAACUUUUGUAAGAUGUAAAUGAGAGAGGACUGGAAGCUUGAAAAAAAUCCAAGUAGCAAGGGAAUGCCAUCCAGAGA